This is a messenger RNA of Talaromyces marneffei, 699 nucleotides long. RefSeq lists its product as uncharacterized. Lineage: Eukaryota; Fungi; Ascomycota; Eurotiomycetes; Eurotiales; Trichocomaceae. Gene Ontology annotation, molecular function: acetyltransferase activity. Bases 1 to 699 code for a protein of 232 amino acids. The transcript is spliced from 2 exons. The record is from RefSeq and is a predicted model, not a curated record.
AUGACGGACUCAUCGCCCCGUGCCAAAUCAUCAGGAGCAGCAGAACGCAAAGAUGAAGAACAAAUAGCCCUCGCCAGAACCCUGCACCAAGUGCCCUGGUGCGAACAAUACGAGCGCAUGAUCUCCGGCAUGCUAUACGACGCCUUCGUCCCCGAACUAGCAAAAUCCCGCUUCAAAGCCCGCGCCUGGUGCAACCGGUACAACACCUACUUCCCACCCCCAGAAGCCACGGAACUCCAAUCCCACGAAGCCCUUGCAAACCUACGCAUGACCUGGCUCCGCGAGCUCAUGGGCGCCACAAAGGGCGAUGAAAUCUUCAUCGAACCUCCAUUUCAUGUCGACUACGGCUGCAACAUCAGCCUUGGGGAGAGAUUCUAUGCGAAUUUCGGCCUGACUAUUUUGGACUGCGGACUAGUGACUAUCGGCGACAGGGUUAUGUUUGGUCCUAAUGUGUCGAUAUAUGCCGCGACACAUGAGACAGAUGUGCAAAGUCGAAGGGAUAACAUUGAGUAUGCGAAGCCGGUUGUUAUUGGGGAUGAUUGCUGGAUUGGAGGGCAGGUUGUUAUACUGCCUGGUGUGACGAUUGGCAAGGGUUGUACGAUUGCGGCGGGGGCGGUGGUGAGUCGUGAUAUUCCGGAUUGGAGUGUGGCGAUGGGGCAGCCUGCGAAGGUUGUUAAAACGGUUAAGCCUGUUGACUAG